AUGGAUCUCCGACCCAUGUACACGUCGGCGGCGGGCAUCGACCUGGACGUCUCGGCCACACAGGUCAAGAUCGAGUCCAAGGCGUAUGCGCCGCUGUGCAUCGAUCUGCCGUUUCCGGUCGUGGAAGCCAAGGGCGUGGCUAAGUUCGACAAGGCGACCAAGAAGCUCAUCGUGACGCUACCGGUCGUCCCCGAGGCACCUCGGCCCACGGCACCGACGCCACGUGUCGAGUCGACAAGCGAGGAUGCGCCUAUCGACGACGGCAGUGCCGACGCACAGACAACCGAGACGGUCCAGCAAGACCAUGUGAUCGCCGUGUCGCCACCAGCAACGGUGACGACGCCAAAGCUUCCGCCCACCGAUGAAUUUGCCCCGUACCGCGAAUUUGCGGCCAUGGCCCUCCACGACAAGCCUCGGACCACGUACAAGACGCCCAAGGUGACGGAGCAAGAGACCGAGUCGCACAUCUCGUACCUUGUGCACGUACCCGGUAUCGAAGCGGCGACCGUCUCGAUCCUCGAAGAAGCCAACGUUGCGCGCCUUCAGUUCCGCACCGCGGAGGGUCUCUGGUUUGAAUGGUCCUUCUCCGUCGCCAAUGUUGCCGAGUGGACGCAUGAUAUUGCGACGACCAACAUGGCCGUCGUAUGCACCAAGGUCGGCGCCCUCAAAACGCCGCCGUUCCGAAUCUCAACGAGCGACGACGGAACAUCGAUGUCUCUUCUCGUCGACGUGCCGUCGGUCGAUCCGUCGACCGUUCAGACAGAGUUUACUUCGUCGCGCAUGACGCUUCGGUUCCGCACGCUGCGCGAGGCGCAGUCGUACUGCUUGACCAAGGACUUUGACGACACGCAUCUGGAGCCUGCGAAGUGCAGCGUCGCGUCGGUGGCCGAUGACAAUGUCCUCGUCGUUCUGAGUGUUUGCAAGGCUGAGACGCCUGUCCAAGCCGCGGAAGCAGUGGCUGCGACGAUGGCGCCGGCGACCAAGGCGGCGCUCAUCAGUCGCUUCACCAACGACGUCAUGUACGAGCUCGACUAG
Molecule: messenger RNA, 1035 nt
Organism: Saprolegnia parasitica CBS 223.65
Lineage: Eukaryota; Oomycota; Saprolegniomycetes; Saprolegniales; Saprolegniaceae
Exons: 5
Coding region: 1-1035 (344 amino acids)
Source: RefSeq, a predicted model, not a curated record